This is a messenger RNA of Rhinichthys klamathensis goyatoka, 1913 nucleotides long. RefSeq names its product E3 ubiquitin-protein ligase TRIM39-like. The record is from RefSeq and is a predicted model, not a curated record. Gene Ontology annotation, molecular function: zinc ion binding; protein binding. The transcript is spliced from 7 exons. The coding region runs from base 173 to 1525 and encodes 450 amino acids. NCBI's taxonomy places the organism in Eukaryota, Metazoa, Chordata, Actinopteri, Cypriniformes, Leuciscidae.
AAAAAAAAACAGCGAUCAAUGAAGAAGGAAGAGAAAAACUUUCAAUGAGGAUUUUUGCAAAGUUUCUUUCUAACAAAACAGCAGAUCUUUGUGAUUCUUGUGGUAUAAUUUUUGAAACCAUCUUUCAGAAAGUGAAAGUAAAGUUCAGAUUGCUGGAGAUCAAACAGAGAAAAUGGCUUCACUAUCUGAAGAUGAUUUUUCUUGUACCGUGUGCUGUGAAAUCUUCAAGGCCCCUGUUGUUUUAUCAUGUAGUCACAGUUUCUGUAAAGAGUGUCUUCAACAGUUCUGGAGAACCAAGGAAACUCAGGAGUGUCCUGUCUGCAGGAGAAGAUCCUCAAGAGAUGAUCCUCCACUUAAUCUUGUGUUAAAAAACUUGUGCGAGUCGUUCCUGAAGAAGAGAAAUGAGAGUCGUUCAUCAGGGUCUGAGGAGCUCUGCAGUUUACACAGUGAGAAACUCAAACUCUUCUGUCUGGAGGACAAACAGCCUAUAUGUGUAGUAUGUAUUAACUCGCAUAAACACGUCAAUCACACAUUCAGACCCAUCAGUGAAGUUGUUCCAUCACAUAAGGAGGAGCUCAUAUCAGCACUGGAGUCCUUACAAGAGAAACUUAAACACAUAGAAAACAUUAAAGAAGAGUUUAAGAAAACAGUUCAACUCAUAAAGUCUCAAGCUGAGCACACAGAGCAUCAAAUAAAACAUUAUUUUGAGAAGCUUCAUCAAUUUCUCAGAGAUGAAGAAGAAGCUACAAUCACUGCACUGAGGGAGGAAGAGGAGCAGAAGAAGCAGAUGAUGAAGGAGAAACUGCAGGAGAUGAACAGACACAUCUCAACUCUUUCACACACAAUCAAAGACAUGGAGGAGAUGAUGAAAGCCAAUGACGUCUACUUUCUGAAGGAGUUUCCAGUCUCAAUGGAAAGAGUCCAGAUCUCACAGCCGGAUCCACAGAUGGCUUCUGGAGCUUUGAUUCAUGUGCCACGUUACUUGGGCAACCUGACGUUCAGAGUCUGGAAAAAGAUGCAGGACAUUGUCCAAAACACUCCUGUGACUCUGGAUCCAAACACUGCAAAUCCACAUCUCGUCCUGUCUGAUGAUCUGACCAGUGUGAGAUGGAGUGAGAACAAACAACCACUUCCUAAUAAUCCAGAGAGAUUUGAUAUCUAUGAGUGUAUUCUGGGUUCAGAGGGUUUUAACUCAGGAACACACUGCUGGGAUGUGGAGGUUAAAGAGAGUUCAGCCUGGAGUCUUGGAGUAACUUCAGAAUCAAACCAGAGGAAGGGAUGGGAUUUCUAUAACACUGAUAUCUGUUGGGCGCAGUACGGACUGGGUGAGCGGUUUGGCUUUCCUGUUGAACAGGAUCUUGAGCGUGUGAGAGUUGAUCUGGACUAUGACAGAGGAACGGUGUCAUUCUCUGACCCUAUAACUAACAAACAUCUACACACAUUCACAACCACCUUCACUGACACAGUCUUUCCAUUCUUCUAUACUCUUUACCCUCUAACGAUCUUACCAGUCAACAGUCAGUAAAUGUUACCCCUGUAGGUCUGGAUUGAGCUGCUUUCAUCUUUUCCAAUAUUUGUAUGUCUAAAUCUUCUCAGAAAUGCUCUUAAAGGGAGAGUUCACCCAACAAUGAAAAUUCUGUCAUCAAAUACUCACUCUCCAAUCCCGUAUGAGUUUAUUUUUUUCUGUUGAACAUUAAAGAAGAUAUUUUGAAGAAUGGGGGUAAUGGCUGGUCCUCAUUGACUUCCAUGGUAUUGUUUCCAUACAAUUUGGUCAAUAGGGAUCAGAAACUGUUUGGUUACUGUGGCAAGCAGGACGAGGCAGAGGGCUGUUAUUGAUAAUGAGCAUCAAAUGCGCUACACACCGGGCUCGUAUCUCACGAGGAGCUACAGAAGCGUAAAAGGAGGAGCGAUGA